AUGUUUCACGGUGCGAAUACUGAAUACUAAUGAGCGGGCGCCCUCUUUAGUCUUUCUUAGAGCCUCCGCCAUUCUCUAAGGCAGGAAAGCCCUAAAACGCCUCACAGUAAAAACAACCCAAAAAAUCAAAUGGUGAAUUUCUUUGCAUGAUCACGGAACCGUAAUCCAUUCCUGUAGAAUUUGUUUUUUUUUUAAUGAAAAUCUUCAGUUUGAAAUCGGAUCGUUUCUAGGGUUUUUGUUGUGUGUAUGCCGUUGGUUCUGCAUGAUCCAGCAAUCGGAGGUCAGUAUAUCGUCGGGCUCUUUUGUUUGAAAUUUGUUCGUAUGCGGAUUCGGUUUGAACUAGAAACUGAUUGAUUAUAGAGACUACCGUAUAUGGUGGGCAGGAUACUUGUGCGGGGAGGUUCAGAAUAUUUUAAUUGGAGACAGGGAAAGGAUAGUAGAUAGAUAGGCGCUUCCUCAUAUUGGUGUUGAAGGUUUAUUUGAUAUGUUAUUGUCGCAGUCCAGAUCAGUUGCUAAGAGAAAGGAGGAUCGGAAAUUCAGGAAUAAGUUUAAAGGUAAAAAAAAGCACAAGAGAUUAGACGCAAUUUGUGAGAAAGCUUACAAUAGGAGUCAUGGUGCAGUUGAGAAUGGUGAGGCUGGUAGUAGAGGGGUUCAAUUAGAGCUGCGCAGAAGUAAUAGGGCUCGCAAGGCGCCUGUGUUGCUGGACUCAUCACCUUUGCCGCCCAAAAAGCGGCAGAAGAUUGAUGGAAGUGUCCCUAGUAGCGUUCAGAAAGUUGGGGGAGAUGAUAAGAGGCAGUGCAAGACAUCAUUAUCAAGUUUCUCCGAUUUGGUUGAACAAAAUGGUGAUGGUGUUUGGGGGCGAAGGUUGAGAUCUAGAGGAAAUAAUGACACAUAUUCUGGUCGAGGAGGGAGGGAAUCUUCAUUUAAAGGUAAAAGAAAACUCUAUAAGGAUUUGGAUGAGUAUGGCAAUGACCUGGAUACCCAGUUUUAUGAUAAGAAAGGGGGCUUAGCAGGUGAGAAAUCGACAGUGGUAAAAUCAAAGAGGCCAGGGAGAAUAAAAGCUUCAAACAUUUUGGCAAAUGGGGCUCCGAAGAGGGAUUUGGCAGAUAAGAUGGAAGAUGAUAAAGACUGGUGCAGAAAUGAGGUGGAAGAUGAUAAUGAAAUGAGUGGAGAUGAGGUGGAAGAUGAUAAUGAAAUGAGUGGAGAUGAGGUGGAAGAUGAUAAUGAGAUGAGCGGAGAUGAGGUGGAAGAUGAUAGUGAAGUGAGCGGAGAUGAGGUGGAAGAUGAUAAUGAAAAGAGUGGAAGUGAGGUGGAAGACGAUAGAGAAAGGUCUGGAAAUGAGGUGGAAGAUGAUACAGAAGGGUGUGGAAAUGGCAUGUUAGAUGUUACAGAUGAAAUGGAUGGAUUGAAUUUAGAGAUUACUUUGGAAUGCAGAAGAGAAAUUGAAUCUGGAGAUGACCAAGUGACUUUGCAGUUGGGUGAGAGAGAGGAGACUGCAAUUCAAAGGAAGUCAGAGAUAGAAAACUGCCCGAGCAAUGACAAUGACAAGAAAGAAUCAAAGAUAGAGCAUAUUGUCCCCAAAAAAUCAGCACGUGAUAUUGUAUCUGAUGAAGUAAAUACUGCUGAAACUAAAUGUGCAAUUGAUGAUGAACAAAAAGAUGAAGAUCCUCAUAAGCCUCUUGAAGAGGAGAUACCAGAAAAAUGUGAAGAGAAAACCAAUGCUAUUGUUGUAGCAGGCAGAAAACCAAGGAUAAAAUUAGGAAGAUGCUGUGGUUUAUGUGGGGGUGGUACGGAUGGCAAGCCUCCAAAAAUACUUGCUCUGGAAGGGACUGGCAGUGAUAAUGAGGCAUUCAGUGGGUCAUCUGCCUCUGAAGAACCUAAUUAUGAUGUAUGGGAUGGAUUUGGUGAUCAAUCAGGAUGGCUUGGACGACUUUUAGGUCCUAUUAAUGAUCGGUAUGGAAUAGCUGGAAUUUGGGUUCAUCAGCAGUGUGCAGUAUGGAGUCCAGAGGUUUACUUUGCUGGAUUGGGAUGCUUGAAAAAUGUUAGAGCUGCCCUUUACCGGGGACGCGUGCUGAAAUGUAGCCGUUGUAGGAGACCUGGAGCAACCAUUGGGUGUCGUGUUGAUCGAUGCCCCAAAACUUACCACCUACCAUGUGCACGAGCCAAAGGUUGCCUCUUUGAUCAUCGAAAAUUUCUUAUUGUCUGCACUGAUCAUCGACAUCUAUUUCAACCAUAUGGAAUUCAGAAUGCACAAAGAUUAAAGAAAAUGAAGGCCAAAAAGUUAAAAUGGGAAUUCCGUAAGAUGGCUAAUGAUGCUAGUCGAAAGGAUAUUGAAGCAGAAGAAAAAUGGUUAGAGAACUGCGGGGAAGAUGAAGAAUUUCUGAAGCGUGAAAGCAAGAGGCUUCAUCGGGAUUUGUGGAGAAUAGCACCCACAUACAUUGGAGGUGCAAAUCAUGAGAAUGAGUCCCAAUACCAUGGGUGGGAAUCUGUUGCUGGACUUCAAGAUGUCAUUCAAUGCAUGAAAGAAGUGGUUAUCUUGCCACUUCUAUACCCUGAGUUUUUCAACAACCUAGGAAUCACACCACCUAGGGGUGUGCUACUGCAUGGACAUCCUGGAACUGGUAAGACAUUGGUUGUCCGUGCACUAGUUGGGUCUUGUGCUCAUGGUGAUAGGAGGAUAGCAUACUUUGCGCGCAAAGGAGCAGAUUGUCUUGGCAAAUAUGUUGGUGAUGCUGAGCGUCAAUUAAGACUUUUGUUUCAAGUUGCCGAGAAAUCUCAACCUUCUAUUAUUUUUUUUGAUGAGAUAGAUGGUUUAGCUCCAUCCCGUUCGAAGAGACAGGAUCAAACACAUAAUUCUGUUGUCUCCACCUUGCUUGCAUUAAUGGAUGGCUUAAAGUCUCGAGGUUCAGUUAUUGUAAUUGGAGCAACUAAUCGUCCUGAUGCAGUUGAUCCAGCUCUAAGAAGGCCUGGAAGAUUUGAUCGGGAGAUUUACUUUCCUUUACCUUCUGUUAAGGAUAGGGAAGCAAUUCUCUCAUUGCACACUAAAAAAUGGCCCAAACCACUAAUUGGAUCCUUAUUGAAGUGGGUAGCAAAACAAACUGUGGGGUAUGCUGGUGCUGACCUGCAGGCUCUGUGUACUCAAGCAGCUAUGAUUGCUCUGAGGAGGAGCUUCCCCUUGCAAGAAGCUCUCUUAUCAGCAGAAACUGGAACUUCUAAGAGUAGAUCUGCCAUUCCUACUUUAGUUGUGGAAGAGAAAGAUUGGUUGAAGGCACUGUCAUGUGCCCCACCUCCAUGCUCACGAAGAGAGAGUGGAGUUGCACUAAAUGAUGUGGUUUCUUCACCUCUUAAGCUUCAUCUUGUUCCUUGUCUUCUGCAACCUCUAACAAGAUUACUUGUUUGCCUGUGCCUGAAUGAGAGUGUCUGGUUACCACCUCAUCUUAGUAAGGUAUCCACAAUGGUUAAAGAUGUGACCAUUUCUUACUUAGAUGGCCAGAGAGAGCAGAGCAAUAAUUGGUGGCUGCAUAUAGAUGGUUUGCUUGAGGAAGUAGAUUUUAUGAGUGAGAUUGAGAAGAACCUUAUGCUUGCAAAUGUUCUGGUGGGAGAGAGCAGCUUAUGUGAUUUUGAAUCUACAGGCCAUAAUGGUGAUGAGGAAUUUUCAGGGAUUGCCCCUUCCAGCUCUCAAUCAUUUGCUCGCCCAGAGUUGCUUAAAAAAAUGACUAGUGGAUUGUGUAAUAAUUCAGGAUUUCAAGUAUUGAUUUGUGGUAAUCCAAGAUCUGGCCAGAGGCACCUUGCUUCUUGUCUUCUCCACUUUUUUGUUGGUAAUGUUGAUAUAUGGAAAGUUGAUUUAGCUAGCAUUUCUCAUGAAGGACAUGGAGACAUGGUUCAUGGGCUAACAAGAAUAUUGACAGGAUGUGCUCAAACAAAUCUGUGUUUACUAUAUAUGCCUGCAAUCGAUUUGUGGGCUUUUGAGAUGGAUGAUGAAGCCCCUGAAGAUUGCAAACCAUCUUCCAACAACCAUAAUUCAUCUGAUGUUCAUUAUGCAACUGACAUGAAACACGCCAUUCCUGCAAGUGAUGAUAAAGAGGCACUAAAAGUGCAAACUUCUAUGAAGAAGGCCUCGUAUCUCUGGACCUUAUUUGUUGAGCAGGUCGAGUCUAUGCGUGUGAACUCGCUGAUGAUGAUUCUGGCCACAUCAGAAUUGCCGUUCUCUUUACUUCCAAGUAGCGUAAGGCGGUUUUUUGGAGAUGAGGUGGUUAAUUGUGGACUCUCAAGUCUGCGAGACCGUAAUGUGCCUCAAUUCUCUUUACAACUUGAUGGGAAAUUGGAUCACAAUAAAGUGAUUAAUUGUUUUGCUGCUAAGUUGUCAAAAGAUUUGGCACAACAGUUUGUUCAUUCACUACAUGGUGGAAACCAUAUCCAUGAAAGCCCCUUUGCAAAAAAUUGUGAGACAGUUGAAGGUGAAGUUGAUCUAGUUUGUAAUAGUCAAUCCGUCCAUGUCAGUUCGUUGAACCCUGCCGGUCUCUCAAAUAAAUCAGUGAAAGUGAAAUCAAGUUUGACGUUUGCAAUAUCAGCUGUUGGCUAUCAGAUACUGUCUUAUCCUCAUUUUGCAGAACUAUGUUGGGUCACAUCCAAGUUAAAAGAAGGGCCCUGUGCCAAUGUCCAUGGACCCUGGAAAGGUUGGCCCUUCAAUUCUUGUAUUGUUUGUCCCAGCUAUUUAUCUGAGCAGGCCUCUGAUGCCAAUGAUUCUGGUAAUAUUAAACAAAAUGAAUCUAGUCUAGUUCGAGGACUAAUUGCAGUUGGGUUAUCAGCAUAUAGAGGUGAAUACACUUCUCUAAAGGAAGUUUGUUUGGAGGUUCGGAAAGUUUUGGAAACUCUUGUCAAACGAAUUGAUGAGAAAGUUCAAGCUGGGAAAGAUAAAAAUCAGUUUAUUCGGAUUUUAUCCCAGGUCUCUUAUCUGGAUGACAUGGUUAUGAGUUGGGCGCACACAUUACAAAGUUUAGAGGUGGAUAGCUGUAUUUCAGAAGCCAAUCCCACUACUUAUAUUGGACCAGUUAGUAAUGUUGUCUCCAAGGAUAGCAUUUCUGACUGCAACAAGCUACGCCAUUCAAAUUUGGAUCAAACUGAACUGUGGGGCAAAAUUCCUCAGGGAGUCGAAACUGAUGGUGCUGAUGGAUGUCCAGAAGCAGAUGGCGAAAUGUCUCUUGACGUAAAAAGACUUUCUAAUAUGGAAAACAGUGCCCUGGACUUCAGUGCUAAAGAUUAUGGUUACUCUGAUCCAACAGAUGGUGAUCAUGGGUGUCAAGAUGAAUGUGAUGCAGCUGAAGUUAAGGUACAAGAGUCUACCAAUCUGGUUGUCUUGGAUGAUUCCGCGGCACCAAAAGCAGAAACUGAUGGCAAUCAGUCAGAAUUUGGUGACGGCCCAUCUUUCAAACGUUCCAAUGGCUUCACAAAGAGACAUUUCAGUCUUGAAGCGGAUGGUUCCUUGAAUUCCAGUGAUAAGCAGGGUGUGGAGGUUUCAUCCUCUGAUGAAGUGCCUAACCAGCGGUAUGUUCAAUCCUUGAUUGGUACUUGUGUUGACGGAUGUGAUCCCAAAGGCAGCUGUGGAACAAAAUCCAGCAAUCCUACAGGUCGUUCUGUUGAUAUCUGCUUUUACCAGUGCUGUUCCAAAUGCUUUUCAAAUCUCAACAACUUACUGCUUAGAAUUGUUAGAAGGGAGUGGGGACUUGGAAGAAGUGAUUAUACUGUAGAGGAUGUGCAUGACUUUGUUGCUUCUUUAUCAACAAAGCUUCAUCUGUUACUGCAUAAAUUGUUCCAAUGUGGUAAAAGAAAAUCUGCUGAUGAGGGAACGGAACUGCAUGAACGUAAGUAUUCAGGGAAAUUGGUAUCAGAGGAAUGCAGUUGUCAUGCAAUGAACGAGAGAGCAACUAGUGAUGAAGCUGGCUUAUCUCAGACUUCUCAAGGAUGUGAUUCCCGGUUUACUUUUAAGGAUGGUGUGCUGUCGUCAACUCUAGGCGGCAGAGGUACUGAUGUUUCUUACCAUUGUAAAUUCAAGAAAUUAUGCCUUGAUUCUCUUAUAGAGUGGUUGGGGGCGAGCAAGGAGGUAUCUUGAGUGAUAAUAUAUAUAUAUAUAUCAUGUUAUAGUGUAGCUUCAAUGCAUGUUUCUUUCCGCAAAUUUUGAAGCACUUGCGGAAUAAAUCUCUGCAAACUUCACUCUUAACAUUGAAAAACGGUUUUGAGCUGCUGCUUUUACAGUGGGGAAAAAUUACAUUUUCUAAUUUUCCUUUUUAAUGACUUGUAUUGGUUUUAGUGGUAAAUGCAUGGAUCUUGAUGUCGAAAAAUCAUUUGAAUUGGUCUGAAUGAUUAUGAAUAUUCUCUCUCAAGUAGAACAGGAAUGAAUAAGA
Andrographis paniculata is the source of this 6401-nucleotide messenger RNA. RefSeq lists its product as uncharacterized. Gene Ontology annotation, molecular function: chromatin binding; ATP hydrolysis activity; histone binding. Gene Ontology annotation, biological process: positive regulation of transcription by RNA polymerase II. Gene Ontology annotation, cellular component: nucleus. The record is from RefSeq and is a predicted model, not a curated record. The transcript has 6 exons. Lineage: Eukaryota; Viridiplantae; Streptophyta; Magnoliopsida; Lamiales; Acanthaceae. Bases 485 to 6109 code for a protein of 1874 amino acids.